AUGCCAUUCUACAAAUCACCACCGGCGGCGAAUCCGGCGCCGAGGCAGCAGCCUAAUCCCAGAAACAACAUGCAGUACUACACUCAGUCUACUACUACAACAACUAUUUCUCCUUCAUCGGCGGUACAACUCCCUCAAAACACAGUGUCGUUUUUUACCACGGCGGCGACAGAAGUGAAGCCAAUGCAAAGGCGGCGGCAGCAGGUUGAUCAUUGUCCCAGCAAGUUCUUUGGGGUGGUUGGGGAUUGCAGGAUAGACACCAGAGCUUCUACUUACAUCUCUGCCGUUCAGGAGCGGUUCAAGCUGGAGCGGCUCGACCCAGACCGAGUCGUGAUCAUCGAUCAAGCCUCAUGA
Molecule: messenger RNA, 354 nt
Organism: Linum tenue
Lineage: Eukaryota; Viridiplantae; Streptophyta; Magnoliopsida; Malpighiales; Linaceae
Source: the annotation of a GenBank genome assembly